Molecule: messenger RNA, 1411 nt
Organism: Setaria italica (foxtail millet)
Lineage: Eukaryota; Viridiplantae; Streptophyta; Magnoliopsida; Poales; Poaceae
Product: meiotic recombination protein SPO11-2
Exons: 11
Coding region: 94-1254 (386 amino acids)
Biological process (GO): meiotic DNA double-strand break formation; reciprocal meiotic recombination; meiotic DNA double-strand break processing
Cellular component (GO): nuclear chromosome
Molecular function (GO): DNA topoisomerase type II (double strand cut, ATP-hydrolyzing) activity; ATP binding; DNA binding
Source: RefSeq, a predicted model, not a curated record
AAGCGGAGCCAGAGCCCAACCCAGCCCAGCCCAUUUACCACUUCCCGCACCAGUGGCGGCUCGCCUCCGCCGCGAACCGCAGCGCCUUCAUCGAUGGCGGAGGCGGCGGCGGACGUGGCGGCGGCGUCGCUGUUCGGUGCCGACCGCCGCCUCUGCUCCGCUGACAUCCUCGCGCCGGCUGAGGUCCGGGCAAGGAUCGAGGUGGCGGUGCUUAACUUCCUGGCCGCACUCGCUUCGCCCACCUCGCCGGCCAUCUCCGUCCUCCCCCUGAUUAGCCGGAGCUCUGCCAACUGCAGCCUGCGCAGCGGGUUGCUGAGUGAUGUUUCGUCGAUUUACCUCUCAUACGCCUUCUGCAAGAGGUCCCUGAUGAGAGAAAGCAAUGGAAAGGCGUUCGUAAGAGUAUGGAAGGUCAUGGAGAUGUGCUACAAGAUCUUGGGGGAGGGGAAGCUGGUCCACCAACGGGAGUUGUUCUACAAGCUCCUCUCGGACUCGCCCAAGUACUUCAGUUGUCAGCGUCAUGUCAACAGAGCCAUUCAAGAUGUAGUUUCCUUGCUCCGGUGUACAAGGCAGAGCCUAGGAGUCAUGGCAUCAAGCAGAGGGGCCCUGAUUGGGCGCCUUGUGUUGCAUGAACCAGGUGAAGAACAAAUUGACUGUUCUAUUCUUGGAGCUUCAGGACAUGCAAUUACUGGAGACCUGAAUGUAUUGAGCAAAUUAAAUUUGUCUUCAGAUGCCCGGUAUAUCAUUGUAGUGGAGAAGGAUGCCAUAUUCCAGAGGCUAGCUGAAGACCGCUUGUAUAAUCAGCUUCCUUGUAUCCUGAUCACUGCUAAGGGAUAUCCUGAUAUCGCCACUAGGUUUAUCUUGCAUCGAUUGAGCCAGACUUUUCCAAAUAUGCUGAUUUUCGCAUUAGUGGAUUGGAACCCAGCAGGGCUUGCUAUUCUGUGCACUUACAAAUAUGGAAGCAUAUCAAUGGGUUUGGAGUCAUACAGAUAUGCUUGCAAUGUGAAAUGGCUUGGGCUAAGAGGGGAUGAUCUGCAGCUUAUCCCUGAUCGUGCAUUUCAAGAGCUGAAGCCACGUGAUUUGCAGAUUGCCAAAAGCUUGCUGUCAUCAAAGUUCCUACAGGAGUCUCACAGAGCUGAGCUGAUGCUGAUGGUGGAGACGGGCAAGCGUGCGGAGAUUGAGGCCCUCUACUCACACGGGUUCGAUUUCUUGGGGAAGUACAUUGCGAGAAAGAUUGUACAGGGCGAUUACAUCUGACACUACCGUGUGCCAUGUUGUUUGUUUCUCUUUUUGUACUGAGCGCUGAAAUGUUAGCAUGGUUGCAUGGUCUGCAUUAACUAACGUCCAAUGCCUGUAGAUUGAUACAAUGAUGAUAUUGAACUAUACAUAAAUAGAAAAGAUUUUUGCUGCUUCU